Messenger RNA from Biomphalaria glabrata, 4443 nucleotides. RefSeq lists its product as uncharacterized. Bases 238 to 2745 code for a protein of 835 amino acids. The record is from RefSeq and is a predicted model, not a curated record. NCBI's taxonomy places the organism in Eukaryota, Metazoa, Mollusca, Gastropoda, Planorbidae. Gene Ontology annotation, molecular function: protein binding. The transcript is spliced from 13 exons.
ACUUAAGUGCGCACUUAACACUUAGUAAGUCCAUCAAACGCUCUACGAACAAACGCACACAAAUCCAGACAACGUGUGUCUAUUAAUACUUACAUGGACACUAGCUUGGUGUGUUAUUUAAACACUUUAUACUCUUUGAUUGAAAUUGUACAAUUACACUUUUCAACUGUAAAAAACGUGGAAAUUUUAAAAGUGCAGUGGUUCCUUUAAAAGGGAACAUCAGAAGCUGUUAUAAGAAUGAAAGUGAGAUUUAUAAUUGGUGUUUUAGGCUUGAUUAGUAUCCAUCUGCUGAGCACAGUACAAACUGCCUCAAAUCUCUGCCCCGCAAACAUGACGUAUCACAGAGACAGUCAUUCCUGUUUGAUACUUAUAAAAGAGAAGAAGUAUUAUGAACAUGCCAAAAAAGACUGUAGUACGAAGUUUCCUGGAGGUCAUCUGGUACAUAUAUUUAAUAUAGAAACUGACAAUUUUGUGAAAAGAAUGUUGCCCAAUGAAUUUGAGACUGCUUACAUCGGAUUAAGGGACCAAGUGAAUGGUGUUUACAAAUGGGACGAUGGAAUAAACGCCACGUACUUCGGAUGGUCAUAUGGUGCUCAGACGCCAUCCGGAUCCUUUAGUUAUGUCAUAAUAUCAACAAGUGGUUGGCAAGAAUCGGCAAAUAAUUACGUCAAGUAUUUCUGUCAGAUGUCAUCAGAGAGCAAGGCUAUAUUCUUUGUGAAUACAUCCUCUUUGAAUGAAGAGCUUGUGGAAGUCGAUGACCACACUAAGAAUCUGUUCUCGUGUCAAGUGUUCAGUAAUACAAGUCGUUACUUUGAGCUGCUCUUUGAAACUGAGGAUGGACAGACAGAGACACUAAAAACAUUGAAAGAUGUACAAAUAAGUCAUAAUAUGAUGUUACAAUGUAACAGUUCUGGUCGAUAUGUCUGUAGGAUAACAAACACUGGAACCAAGGAUGUAGUCCAACUGAAAGGAUACAUUAAAGUAAAAUGUAGAGCACUCUACUGUUCUGACCAGUCUUUAGUGUUUGUUGCCCCUACAGAGGGAGCUGACAUCAAUGUCACUUUGUGUGUUUACGUGUCUCCAAGAAUGGCAUCAAUGUUGUUACUGCAAGAGGACUUGCAGCCUGUAGACGUAACUAGAUACAACAUCAGCUUUACAUAUUCUAAUAACAUAACCACACGAGGAGAAAUACGCCUUUAUAUGUUUGACAUCAAGUUCGCAGAGUACGGAAAAUAUUUCAUUCAGAUGUCGUAUCCAGACCGACAGACUUCUAGCCUCUAUUUCAAUAUUAAAGGUCCACCCCCGUGUCCAGAGAAUAUGACUGCUGCAGUACUGGACAGCGACAUGGUUCAACUGGCCUGGUCACUGGAAGAUAAUCCUUCCUCAGAACUUAAGUUUGCCAUUUAUAGAGUGGAGAAAGGUGAUAGUGUUUAUCUUGCUACUCUUUCUUCGUCACGUGAUGGAGGGUACAGCUUCAACGUCUCAGAUUUACAAGUCAAUACAAUGCACCAGUUUUAUCUGAUAGUAAGCAGCGACCAUGGCAGUUCUACUUGUUCUAGGACGAAUGUAACGCUAUCAGACGAAGUAAAAGAACUAGACACUGAAGGAGCAAAUGAUGCACAAGAGAUUGGAUCUACCAAGAACAGUUACGUUGUACCAGUGGUAGUAGUGACUUUAGUGUUACUAAUUGCUGGUGUAUUGGUUGGAGUGUUUAUUGUGAGGCGAAGGAGAAAAAUCAAGUUUAAAUCAUUAACUACUAAAGACCAGAACAGAAGUGAAAACAAAGUUCUAUUUGAGAGGCAAAGUUCGACAACCUCACAUUACAUCAAUGUUGUUAUGAAUACAGCGGACAACCUCUCGUCUGGAACAGAACAAAUGUCUGAGAGUCAUUACAGCAAUGGGGUUGAGAAUAAAAUCCAACAAAAAGUGAAGAUGGUGAAGCCUCCGAGGAAGUCGACAUCAUCCCUCAAGAUAAAAGAGAAAGUCUCUGCCGCGAAUGAAAACGAGGCUAUAAAGGAAUCAGAAAGUUCCACAGCCUCUCAGGAAGACAAGACGAUGUCGAGAUUAUGUGCAGAAACUGAUGACGUAAAUAUCUAUAUCAAUGCACCCUCAAAAUCUGAGAGAAAUGUUAUCAAGCAGAUAGAUAUAACAGUGAAACCUGACAACCCACCUUUCAACCAGCCUGACAACUCUCCUGCCAACCAGCCUGCCAACUCUCCUGGCAACCAGCCUGCCAACUCUCCUGGCAACCAGCCUGCCAACUCUCCUGGCAACGACCAUUGUGACAUUCCAGACAACACUGAAAUUUUGCGUCAUGAAGUUGACACCCAUAUUAGCUCCAACGAAAAACCUGUCAACACCAAUGAACGGCCUAUUAGCUCCAGUGAAAGACCUAUUAGCUCCAAUGAAAGACCUAUUAGCUCCAAUGAAAGACCUAUUAGCUCCAAUGAAAAAACUAUUAGCUCCAUUAAGAGACCUAUCAACAGUUCCAAUGACGACUCUCGCACUAUCAGCCCCGAUGGUCUCAUUUACGUCAGCGUUGAAGCUAAUCCCUCAUCUCGUAAAUUCUCGUCAAAAGUGAAGUCUGCCGACGAGAAGACGGAGCUAACGUCGAAUCAAGACAUUUGUGUGCAUGAUAAGACUACACUCCUGAACAAUGAACAAAUCAUGGGAGGGGAUUUAGUAGACUCGGAAAACACAGUGGAGUACUCUACUAUUGACUUUGUACAGAAAACAUUAAAAUAAUGACAUUCUGCUAAUGCAAAAUGUAAAAGAAAAAAUCCCUUUCAGACCUUGCGAUCGACGGGGGCAGAUGAUGUAAAGCUUAUCUGUUUCUAUGGCCGACGGUCAACAAGAGUGUUAAAGAUCAACCUCCUUUAUAAAAUCAUCAGUGAAAGCGUUUAAAACGAAACCUGGCAACAGGGAUGGCCUGACAUAAUUGGAGGCUCUAGUUGAAGUGAAUUCGGUGGCCCCAAAAUAAAUAGGAGAAUCGACACAAGACUCUUCAAAAUAAUAAGACACUUUCAGGUUUUACUCUAGAAAUACUUUAAUAUUAUAACAAGUUACGUAAACAUCAGCAUUUCAUCUCUCUUCCUCUCAAAAUCUCCUUCCGGCUUCCUGUUUUUAACAUCCCUUUCAUUCAAUACCCAAAAAGAAUACAAAAUUAAACAGCGAAAAAUCAACUGUAUCGAUUGAUUUAAAACCUAACGAUAACAUUGGGCCCAAGUUUUUCUAUUUCAUCUCUAAAAGUCCUGUGCAAGGCCCCCCAACAAUCGGAGGAUGCGUAGUUUGUCUAUGCCUAAGGCUGGUCGUGAUGACUGGCUCCUCUACUGCCAAGCGUAAGGUAUCUUAACCUGCGAUAUAUGUGGACGGGAGUGUCUAUCUUAACCGAGCCUACCUUAUCACCGAACUAAUUGUUUUACGAGAUGAAGCAUAGUCGUUAACUCUUUCUCUCCGUAAUUAUUUACCACAUUCUGGUGGAAUCAACGUUGGUAUCGUCAGUUAGGAGAGAAAGAGUUAAGAUUGGAGUGGUCAAGAAAAAGAUCAAUCACUUAACCUACCCUAGUUAGUGUCAGGUACCCACAAAGGCGUCUUAAAAAUCCCCGAAACUCCUAAUCCCAGUCUUUAUCGAAAUCAAAACCUCGAGAUCCAUCGGUUCAGAAGCCCAGUGUUUUACCACUCAGCCAUAACGCCCCUUGAUGCACUAUAAUUAAAAAAAAAACUGGACAUCAAAACUUUAUUAAAAAAUAUUAUUUAUAUCACGCGCUUUAAAAAAAAUCACUCUUUCUUUUAUAUCUUUUAGGUCUUUGGAAUUUCUAAAAUAAUCAUUUCAUACAAAAUAAUCAUUCCUAACAAAAUAAUCAUUUCUAACUAAAAAAUCAUUUCUUGCAUUAUACCAAAAAUUGAAACUGACAUGCAACUCUGUAGUUGAACUUUUGGUCCUUUGGUCCAAAUGAAAUUAACUGGAAAAAAAAAAGGUGCGUCAUCGUUGUGCUGGUCACAUGACGUCCUCGUUAAGAAACUGUCAUUAAAACAGAGGAGCUUUACUUCAUCUGUCCCCAUAUGUGACGACGUUUGACAUUGUAAACGCAAAGCUGAACAUAAGACCAGGAUGGCUGUCUGGUCGUGCGGUUUGCGCGCUGGACUGUCGUUCGGAUUUAUCGACGGUCGAGGGUUCAAACCCUGCCCGCUCCCAUCCCCCGUCGUCCUGCGGGAGGUUUGGACUAGGAAGUAAACUAUCUCCAACUCUGAAGGAACAUCCGAAACAUUUUACAAACAAACAAAACAUAAAGUGGAAUAAGAGAAACUAAAUUUAUUUACAGCAUUUAGUUUAGCUAUUAACUGCAUUAUUUAUUUAUUCCAUUUUUAUGUAAAUAAUGGUAUACAUACAUUUCACUUCAUUACUCAUUAUGUUAAUGUACAAUAUGUCAUUGGUUAUGUGCA